AGCAGGCUGCCGUUGUGGCCGGUGUCCAGCCUGAGCUGGUGCUCCGCUGGGCAGCGGGGCAUCUGCGUCUCUGCAGCCACCAGCGGCAAGGGCGGGAGUCUCCGGAGUCCUGUGCAGCAGCCCCAACAGCGGUGGCGGGGGCGGCGGCGGCGGCAGCAGCAGCAGGAGGGACAGUGAGCCGCGAACUGCAUCCCUGAACUGGGCUCGGCGCUCCAGGUUCCCUGCGUGGCGCGCGGCACUCGAAGGAGCUGGCUGGGGCUGUGAGGUCCGGGGAAGUGGGGGUGUAUGUGUGUUCGACCCGAGAUCCCGGUAGCUGCACUGCUUAGCAGCCAUGCUGCCCGGAGUGGGCGUGUUCGGCACCAGCCUCACUGCCCGAGUCAUCAUCCCACUUCUGAAGGACGAGGGCUUUGCGGUGAAGGCACUGUGGGGCCGGACACAGGAAGAAGCCGAGGAGCUGGCCAAGGAGAUGAGCGUUCCUUUCUACACCAGUCGCAUCGACGAGGUACUGCUGCACCAGGAUGUAGACUUGGUCUGCAUCAACCUCCCUCCCCCUCUCACCCGGCAAAUCGCAGUCAAGACCCUGGAGUAUAACAAAGAAUAAAAAAUAAAGGAGAAGAAAAAAAUUCAGCAAAACUGAUCAAUAUGGCAACUAAAUGAUAGUUUAUACAAUGUUCCACACAUAGUGUUCCAUUUUUACAAAUAGAGACCUACUGUAAUCCAAUGAAGACAAAGAAUUAAAAAGAGGAAUGGGGUGGAGACUGUGCCAGGCACUGUGGUAAGUGCUUUACAAAUAAAAUCUCAGUUUAUCCUCAUGACUGCCCUUGCAGGUAGGUGCUAUCUAUGACUCCCAUUUUAUAGUUGAGGAAACUGAAGCAGACAGAAUUAAGUGACAUGCCCAGGGUCAUACAAUUAGUAAACGUCUGAGGCUGGAGUUGAACCUAAGUCUUCCUAACUCCAGGUCCAAUAUUCCAUCCACUAUGUCCUCUGGCUGCAUCUAUGUGAAGAAGGAACUUCUUAUGAAAUAAUUCAAAUUAAAAAAAAUCCAAGCCAGAAGAACAGAACACAAAACUAUAAAUAUAUAAAAGGGAAGAAUAAAUGGGAAAUGAAUGGAUGAAAAAAAUCUGAUAUAGACUUAGAGGGAAUGGUUAAAAAGUUAUGACAUCUUACAUACUGAAAAUCAUUUAUUUAAAUUAAAUUGUUGCAGAUCGAGUUUGAGCGGUUAGAGGUCUAAUAUUAAAUUAAUAGUAAUAUCCUCAUAUUUAUAAUAAAUCACUAAAAAAGAAAACAAAGAACAUUUAUUAUAUUCUGCAACCUUGUAGAAUCUGAGAAUUUAUGGGAGGAAGGGAUCAGGGAAUCAUUUAGUCCAAAACCUGGCUUUUGAAGAUGAAGAAACAGAGCCCCAAAGCCAACAAAUGAUUUUCCAAGGUCACAUAUCUGGUUAGUGGUAUGAAUCUCCUGCACCUUCUUCUCCCCUUCCUCUAUUCAGUGCUGUUUUCAGGAUACCACAAGUUGGCUAGCUUUCAUAAGCAGGUAAUUUAGUAUACACCAGUUUGUUUGGUUACUGAAAAAAUGGGUUCUGUGUAAAACAAAUAUUGUCAUCUGGUCUGGCGGUGGUCUGAGCUUAAGCCAAUCCUACUGACAGUCUGUCUACUACCAAUUGUCUCAGAGGAUGUGUUUACUUUGGUGCAACAAUACUUGCUCAGUUCUUUGAUGGAUCUAUAAUUUCACUCAUGUGGCUACUCUUUCCAGGUGUGUAGAUGGCCAUCCAUUCAGGCCUCCUCCUCAUCUUUUAUGCAUGCUAGGCAGGUAGGUAUCAGAGUAUAUAGAGUGCUGGCUCUGGAGGCAGGAUUUGAGGUUA
Molecule: messenger RNA, 1858 nt
Organism: Gracilinanus agilis (Agile Gracile Mouse Opossum)
Lineage: Eukaryota; Metazoa; Chordata; Mammalia; Didelphimorphia; Didelphidae
Gene: GFOD1
Product: glucose-fructose oxidoreductase domain containing 1
Exons: 3
Coding region: 332-601 (89 amino acids)
Molecular function (GO): nucleotide binding
Source: RefSeq, a predicted model, not a curated record